Messenger RNA from Argiope bruennichi, 1990 nucleotides. Its product is annotated as kynurenine 3-monooxygenase-like. The transcript is spliced from 14 exons. Gene Ontology annotation, molecular function: NAD(P)H oxidase H2O2-forming activity; FAD binding; kynurenine 3-monooxygenase activity. Gene Ontology annotation, cellular component: mitochondrial outer membrane. The record is from RefSeq and is a predicted model, not a curated record. The coding region runs from base 61 to 1425 and encodes 454 amino acids. NCBI's taxonomy places the organism in Eukaryota, Metazoa, Arthropoda, Arachnida, Araneae, Araneidae. Gene Ontology annotation, biological process: NAD+ metabolic process.
AUGCCAGUACUUUGUUAUAAAUGUUCCCGUUUGAAAUGCAAGGGUCUCUUCUAAAAAAAUAUGAAACAGAAACAUUUGGGUCCCCUAAUGGCAAUGGAAAAAAAGGAUCUUGAAGUCUCGAUUAUUGGUGGUGGGCUGGUCGGCUCUCUAUGCGCUUGCAUUUUAGGGAAUCAAGGAAUUCGCGUGAAAGUGUACGAGUAUCGAAGUGGUGGCAUUCGCAAUGCAGAAAUUGUAGAGGGUCGCAGCAUGAACCUACUUCUGUCUGAGAGAGGCUUGUCCGCCCUGCGUCUAGCUGGAAUGAAAGAGGAAGCCAUCAUUGAUCUGACCAUUCCGAUCAAAGGAAGAAUUCUGCAUACUAAAGAUGGUCAAAAAAUACCAUUUUUAUCGGAUCGUACAGGAAGAUAUGUCUAUUCCAUAAUUAGAAAAGAUCUAAACGAAGUUAUUAUAGCAGCUGCCAAAAAAAAUCCGAACAUUGAUAUCUUCUUCAAACAUAAAUUUAUCAAUUAUGAUUUCAAAAUAAAUAAAUUCCAAAUUAUGAGACCAGAUGGUGGAGUAGAAGAAAAUUCAGCGGACUUAUUGAUUGGUUGUGAUGGCGCCUAUUCCGCCGUUCGCAAACAGAUGCUGAGAACUCCGAGAUUCAACCACAGCCAGUCAUAUUUUGAGCAUGGUUAUAUAGAACUUGCGAUACCGCCCACAAGUACUGGAGAAUUUGCAAUGGAAGGUGACUUUCUCCACUUCUGGCCCAGGGAAAAUUUCAUGCUGACAGCUCUACCCAACCGAGACUGUUCAUACACUGUUUCUCUAUUCAUGCCGUUUGAAAUGUUCGAAAAGUUCAACACGCCAGAGAAAUUGUUUCAGCUGUUUAAAGAAAACUUCCCUGAGGCCAUUCCUCUUAUCGGAAAGGAGAAACUGAUAGCUGAUUUUUUUAAAGCAAAGCCGUCUUCGAUGGUUUCUGUCAAAUGUAAUCCAUACCAUUGGGAGGAUAAAAUCCUGCUUAUAGGUGAUGCAGCGCACGCUAUGCUCCCCUUUAACGGUCAAGGAAUGAAUGCAGGCUUUGAAGACUGUGAAAUUCUUUCUGAAUUGCUCAGCACUUACAACUAUGACUUGAAGAAAGUAUUACCGGAAUAUACGAGACGCAGGCAAAAAGAUGCUGAGAUCAUAUGCGAUCUCGCAAAAGCUACUUUCAAUGUGAUGAAGCUCCAUACAUCGAAGAAAUUUUUAUUUCUGUCCAAGCUUGACAAUCUUCUUAAUACAAUUUUCCCACGUUCCUGGAUCGUCCUCAGCACUGAGGUCACUUUCUCCAAAAUGCCAUAUUCCCAAUGCUUUGCAAGAAAACAAAAACAAGAUAAAAUUGUAUCAACUGUACUUUGGUCUGUAGUGAUCGUGGGAUUUUGCUUUGCUGUUUCCAUGUUUGCUAGACUCUGAUGUUAAUGAAAUUUAGUUUAAUACCCAUUUAUUAAAAAAAGCAUCUUCCAAUUGCUAAAACAUCCUUUGAUAGUUGUGAUCUACAAAUCGUGAAAUCCAGGGGAACUGAAUGUUCUUUGCUUUAUGUUUUAGUAAUCUGGGUAAAAAGGGGAGGGGGACUGUCCUACUGAAAUUACGUGAUUUCCUAUUUAACAUAAAAAUUUUUGAAUUAUUGUUUAGAUGUAUACCUUUCGGUUGAAACUUGGGAAUAUUUAAUGCUCUCUUUGCAUUUUAAUGAAAUUUGCUAACAUAAAUAUGAGGUAAUUGAAAAUCGAAGAUAUAUUUAAUCAAGAAAUUUUUUAUAAAAUUGUUUAAAUCCAUACAUAUCUUUAUAAACGAAUGUAGUUUGACAAAUUAAUUCUAUGGUGCUAGCUGCUACUACUUAAUCAAGAAAUCGUAUUAUAACCUAAAUAAUAUGAGUGCAUUUUUUGUUCAAGAGCAGAUGCAUUCCAGCAAUAGCUGAAAAACUUUAAAAUUGUAUGAUUUGAAAUUUUUGAUUUAAAUAAAAGUAUUUUGUUCAAAUCGA